AUUAUUGAUAAAGAUACUGAUUGCCAAUUUUUUAUAAUUGCCAAUUUGGAAUAAUUUAUUAGUAUAAAUGAAUCAUAGCAGUAAUAAAUCUCAUAAUCAUGUAUGUCCCAGUUGUUGUGGCAAUGAUGGAAUUAUUAAAAAGCAGAAAAUAAAUAAUUUUUCACCAGCGAAUCAAAAUAGCAAUAAUUUAACUAUAAAUGGCAAUAAUUGGAUGAAUGGUUAUAGUGAAGGUUGCCCAAAAAUUAUGAACAUGUCUAAUCAUCUCUCUAUAAUGCCUAAUGGGCAAAAUAUUGUCCAUAUCAAUAUGUGCUUUUAUUGUUUUGAUGUUCUAAAAGCUCAUCUAAAUGGCAAUGACAUUCCUAAGUCUCCCAAUUUACCACGUGAUAACUACCCUAUCUUUGUGACUUGGAAAAUAGGACGCGAUAAAAAGCUUAGAGGUUGUAUGGGAACAUUCACUGCCAUCGAUUUACAUUAUGGUCUCAGGGAAUAUUCCUACACUAGUGCAUUUAGAGAUACGAGAUUCAAUCCCAUAAGCAAAGACGAAUUGAAUAGGCUGCAUUGUUCCGUGUCUCUCCUCACGCAUUUCGAACCCGUCAAUCAUUUCCUCGAUUGGGAGAUCGGUAUCCACGGUAUAAGGAUAGAAUUUUACAAUGAAAAGGGAAGCAAAAAGACAGCCACUUAUUUAUCCGAAGUUCCUUACGAACAAGGUUGGGACAAACUUCAAACUAUCGAUUCCUUACUUAGAAAAGGUGGAUACAAGUCUCCUAUAACUAAUGACUUUCGAGAAAGCAUCAAAUUAACUAGAUACAAGAGUCAAAAAGCUUCGGCCAGUUACCAAGAAUAUACAAAUCUGACUGCUAUGAACUCCCUUGGUACGAACCACGUAAAUAAUUUGAAUCACCGUUUCGUGCCUAACGUUCCCAACUCUCUUAAUAAUCAUAUGGCCCCCAAUCACAUAUCUUCGCAUCAUCACAAUCACAUUAAUUAUAAUAAAAAUUGUCCUCAUAAUAAUUUUAUUCAUAACACAAAUUCGGCCAAUUCCAAUAGGUAUAAAAGGUUGUGAUAAACACUCAAUAAUUAUAUUUUUCAAAAAAACUUAAUUUUCAUAAUCAUCAAGUGAAAAAUACCUGUAUUCUAAAAAAUAACUGUCCAAGAAUGUUAUAUUUGUGUCGGCUUCGUAUUAAGAUUUGCUGGUUAUUUUCUCAUAUUUUUCCUCUUGUUGUUUUUUUAACUACAAAAAAUUUAUUAAACAAAUUUUAAAAAAAAAUUCCAUUUUUUUACCGAAAAUUAUUUUUUGUAUAUAAAAUAUAUUAUAUAUAAUUGAAUGAAAUAUACAAAGUUUUUUCAACGAAAUCACGUUCUUUAAGGCAUUUUAAUUUAUAAGUCUCCAUUUUAAGUUCAUUAGUUUCCUCUUCUUUUGUGACAAUUUUAAAUGUUAAGGAGACACUAUUUAAAUUAAAUGGGGUAAUUCAGUUAAAAUUAUAUUUUUAUUUUUUUUAAAAUCAAAUUAUAGUUUCAAGUUAUGAAUGGAUCUAAUUUUAUUUUCAAAAUAUUUUUAAUCGCAUAUUGUAAAACAGAUUAUGAAUGAAUGAAAUGCCUGAAUUAAUCAUGUAAAAAUCGCUUUUUUUG
Molecule: messenger RNA, 1629 nt
Organism: Gordionus sp. m RMFG-2023
Lineage: Eukaryota; Metazoa; Nematomorpha; Gordioida; Chordodea; Parachordodidae
Exons: 6
Coding region: 68-1063 (331 amino acids)
Source: RefSeq, a predicted model, not a curated record